AUGGGGUCUUUUCCCGCAAAAAAUAAAGAUACCAGAUUGAAACCACUGCAGCAGGCGCGUGCGUCGUUGGACCCGCGUCCCCGGUUGUCGGCCUCCCAGCAAACGCAGAUCCUCAGCGACGUCCAGCAGCAGUUCGACGGGCCCGCGACCCAACAGCCGAGCGAGCCGGCCUCCUUGGCCACGGACGCCGGGGCGCCCUUCUCCUCGCUCGCCCGCUACAAGGUCGACCGCAAGAAACCGGGCCAACAGCAGCUCCAGGAGCAACUGCAGGGCCUCCAGCAGCGCGUCCAGCAGCACCAGUCCCAGGGCCCGAUCGUCCCGCCCCUCAACUACCAGCAGCACUUUGCCAACCACUUUGGGGACUUUCAGCCCCAACAGCCGGGCUUCCUCGACGAGCCCCGUCCCCAGCCCAACCCCCAGUUGGCCGAGUUUUACGAGAAACAGCGCCAACUCGAGAUCCUCCAGCGCCAGCGCGAGCAGCUCCUCCUCGAGCAGCAGGAGUUGCGACGCCAGCAGGAGCUUCUGAGGCUCCAGCAGCUCCAGCUCCGCUCGACCCUCCUGCCCUCGAGCCUCGGCACGCCCUUCCCCGUCUCUGGUGGUCCAGCCACGACCACGCCAACCACAACCACCACCACCACCACGCAGACGACUACGACCAGCAGUGGGGUGUUGCUGUCGUCGCCGACGGCGCGGAAGAUCACCGCCUCGGAGAACGACAUAUUCCUGAGGGCCAUUGCCACCCACCAGAAGAAGUACGCGAGCACGCAGAAGCCAGUGGCCAAGCAGUCCCUGGAUGAGCACCACCACCAGCAGCAGGACAUCCUGGCGCUGAUUCAGAACCAGCAGCAGCAGCAGCAGCAGGGCAAGAAGCCCCAGAUCAAGCUCGUCUACCAGACGGACAAGCCAACCAAGCAGACCUCGGACAGGGAGUUGCUGCUGCGCCAGCUCAAAUUGGCCCUGGCCCAGUCGGGGACCGACGACCGCGAGCGCAACGUCACGACCAGAGACGUCGUCCUGCCCAACGGCAAGCGGCUCCAGGUCAUACACGCGCCCAACGGUUUGCCGUCCACGACCACGACCAUCAAGCCGGCCAAGGCGGUCCUCGACGAGCUGACCAAGGGCGUGGUACCCCCAGGGGCCGACUUUGAGGUGUUGCGCCAGAGCAACGACGGCAAACUCGAGGACCUCGGCAAGAACCCGCUGCAGAACCAGCCGGCCAAGAAGGUCACCUUCGUCGUCCUCGAGGAACAGCCCGACGGCAGCUACAAGGUGCAAGGGGUGAAGGGCAACGUGGAAAAGGAGGCGGGGACGGACGUCGACUCGAUAGUCGAGCGCAUCAAGAAGGGCGAGAUCAAGCUGCCGCCCAGCAGCACCACCCAGCGCCAGGUUGCAUCCUCGACUACGAGCACGACGAUGACACCAACCACCACGACCACGACGGAGCGUCACUCGACGACCUACAGGACGACAUUUAGGCCGACCCUGCCGCAGACGAACCGCGGGCCCUUGGUCUCGGUGUCCCCGAACUCUGUCGCCUCGUCCGACAAGUACGUCACCUCGGCCUCGUCCAUAUCCAGCCACGCGCUCAACUCCAUCUCGACGACGGCCAAGCCGAGCCACCAGCAACAACUCGGUGUUAACCACGUGACUCUGAGGUAUCCGUCGUCGUCGCCGUUCCCCGUCUCGUCGAACGGCCUCCUCGACACCAACGAGAUAUUCGGCCCGACCACGCCAGCGAGCAACUACUUUGAGUACAACACGAGUCCCGCGACCUCGGUGGUCUCGGCGUCGGCGAGGCCCACGAGCAUCAGCCCCAGCUACGCCAACUCCAAGGAGAGCCUCUCGAGCCUCCUCAGACGGGAGGGCCUGUUCGCCAUGGCCAAGUACCUGAGGCAGUCGGGCCUCGACACUGUACUCAACGAGACAGGUCCUUACACCAUCUUCGUGCCCACCGACAAGGCCUUCCGUACGUUGCUCGUGCAGCUCGGCGGGCCCGAGAAGGCCGAGCAAAAGUUCCGCGACAACCCGCGCCUCCUCAGCGGAUUGUUGCUGCAUCACGUCGUCCCGGGGGCAUUUAGGAUCGACAGCUUGCAGGACGAGAUGACCGGGGUGAGUCUCGCGGGUACGCAGUUGCGCGUCAAUGUCUACCAGAUGCACGACCACGAGUGGAAUGACAUUCAGGUGACGACGAUAAACGGUGCCAGAGUGGCGCCCAACAAGCGCGACGUCGAGGUGCCCCAAGGCCUGGCCCACGCCAUAGACCGAGUGAUGUUCCCCCUGCCCGUGGGCGACCUCGUCCAGACCCUCCAGGCGGACCGCGAGCGCCGCUUCUCGGGCUUCCUCAAGAUCCUCCAUGCCUCGAACCUCGAGGAGAUGCUCUCUGGCGCCAAGACCUUCACCGUGUUCGCGCCCACGGACGCGGCCCUCGCCGAGGCGGCCGUCAAAAACGCCGAGACCCCCAUCUGGCAGGAAUCGGACGGACCCGACGCUGCCAAGGAACUAGUGCUCAGGCACGUCAUUCCCACGACCCUCUACACCGCUGGCAUGCGCUAUUACCACCAGAAGGACUCGCUCAGGGAACAAGCGCCCAUACAGAUACAAAAGACCGGCGGGCGCAUAAGAGUCAACGAGGGACACAUCGUCACGUACAACGUCCCUGCGACGAACGGGGUUUUGCACGCUAUCGACACGGUGUUGUGA
Copidosoma floridanum is the source of this 2700-nucleotide messenger RNA. RefSeq lists its product as uncharacterized. NCBI's taxonomy places the organism in Eukaryota, Metazoa, Arthropoda, Insecta, Hymenoptera, Encyrtidae. Gene Ontology annotation, molecular function: cell adhesion molecule binding. The record is from RefSeq and is a predicted model, not a curated record. Gene Ontology annotation, biological process: cell adhesion; extracellular matrix organization. Gene Ontology annotation, cellular component: extracellular matrix.